CAUCUCUAUAACCUAUGUAACACUUUAUUAUGCAAUCAUUUUUUUUUUAUAGUUUAAUUUUAUGCACCAAAUUAAUUAUCCAAGUGCAAAUUUUUACGCACAACACACGCUUUGUUGUACCUGUCAUCUGAUUAUAGGUGUAGAAAAUCAAAUAUUCAAUAUGUAUAUAUACAUAUACAUAUAUAUAGAUAUAUAGACUAUUUGAAGCCAUGCUACUAAGAUUUUUAUUUUCUCACUUUAUUGCAUUUAUAAUAAGGUCAAAAGUAUGACACGCCUGAUGAUAUAAAUAAUGUCUGAUAUGAAAAAAAAUUCACUAUAAAGUAGCAUUGUGAAGGCAAUUAGUGAACGGCUACUCAAUUUAUCCGCGUACAAAUUAAAUUUUUUUUAAAAUAAUGUCUGAACAAAAAGCAGUUAUCAAAAAUGCCGAUAUGUCAGAAGAUAUGCAACAAGAUGCUGUGGAUUGUGCAACACAAGCCUUAGAAAAAUAUAAUAUAGAAAAAGAUAUAGCAGCAUUUAUAAAGAAAGAAUUUGAUAAGAAAUAUAAUCCUACAUGGCAUUGUAUUGUUGGACGAAAUUUCGGAAGUUAUGUAACGCAUGAAACAAAACAUUUCAUCUAUUUUUACUUGGGACAACAAGCAAUUCUUCUCUUCAAGUCUGGUUAAUUCGGAGAAAACCAAAAAUGCAAGAGAAAUGCCACCAAAACAAACAUUGUAAUACAUAUCUGAUUUUUCUACACGCAGCGUAACCCAAUUAACACGAUUUUCUGUAGUUCUCAUUAUUUACCGACUUCAUCUUUCUAUCAACAAACAUAGAAACUUAUACAGGUUGAAUGAAGAUCACAGAACAGAAUAAAUAUUAGUAUGACAGAUUUUGUAUCCAGAUUGUUUUUUGUACUGGUCGUCAGUGUGUGCUUUUGUCUGUGGUAAUUUUAUAUAAUCGAAAAUGAAGCUUCUUCAUUAUUAAUAAACAAUUCAAAUAAACUAUUAUUCGUACAG
Messenger RNA from Schistosoma rodhaini, 995 nucleotides. The record is from the annotation of a GenBank genome assembly. NCBI's taxonomy places the organism in Eukaryota, Metazoa, Platyhelminthes, Trematoda, Strigeidida, Schistosomatidae.